This is a messenger RNA of Rhizoctonia solani, 1110 nucleotides long. RefSeq lists its product as uncharacterized. The transcript has 6 exons. NCBI's taxonomy places the organism in Eukaryota, Fungi, Basidiomycota, Agaricomycetes, Cantharellales, Ceratobasidiaceae. Bases 1 to 1110 code for a protein of 369 amino acids. The record is from RefSeq and is a predicted model, not a curated record.
AUGCGCUCUUUUCUUGUUGCUCUGGGACACGGCCACAUACGAUCCUACCAAUCUGCCAGAUACGACAGAAAAAGGCCAGAUUGGAACAAACAAAUGCAGUACCAAGGCCUCCCAGACUUCCUUGUGGUACGUUUUCCUUUACCCGCCCCUCGCUAUUGGCUUACACCCGACUCGGCGCCAAGUCAAAACGUAUACAUCAACUCUGUUAAUGACUUUUGUUUAUGGGCACCUCCGUAUACCGACGGACACAACUCUUCGGUCGGACAGGUCGAAGAGAUCAUGGUUGCCUGGUGUUUGAAUGACGGAUAUGGAACGAGAUUAAUUCCAGACGGAACUAUCACGGGCGCACACUUUGUCCAGACACCCGAUUAUGUGCAAGUCACAGGAUGGGGCGAUCUGACAAAAUUGAAUAUUCCCAAGGGCGACUCGGGAGGCGCAGAUGGCCUAGGAAACCCACACGGCGGUCUAGUAUUCGGGAAAUCGUACGGCAAAUGGCAGCAAUACCAUGAAUGGACCAACUUUAUGUCUUCUACGGACUUUUGCAUACGCGCAUGCAGAGACGACGGAAACGAUCCUAAACACCACUGUAACCACAUAUACGACCUUCAAGGUUCGCCUUCUUAUAUCCCUUUUAUUCCAUUUACUCACCUUGCCUCGCAUCUUCCCCUACUUUUUUUUUCCCACUCGCUCGUCCGCUUCCGUAUGCCCACAACAGGCUGCGACUGGAACAUACCCGCCAACUACACCCAAGGCGUGUUCGAAGACUGCCAAGGCGAUACCGGUCUACCUAUGGGCAUCUACGGAUCCUCGACCUUCCAACAGGGACAAGGUCCGACGCCUGCUGCGCAUCCGAUCCCACCGAGCAGCUCCUGCAAGUUUUAUUCGAGCGUGAAGAAUGCGGUUGCGGGCGUUACGCUUGCUCCGACGGUACCGACAGCGGCAGCGACAACAACGGUGGCUAGUGUUGUCCCUGGUUCGACAGCUACGAGUACGGCGGCGAGUUCGACUGGAGGAGCUGUUGGACGAGUCGGUUCCCUUGGUUGGACAUGGGCAGGUAUGAUGUUUGUAGGCGUUGUAGGGGCUAUGCUUGGUACAGUCUUUAUUCUCUAG